Tarenaya hassleriana is the source of this 1788-nucleotide messenger RNA. RefSeq names its product putative dual specificity protein phosphatase DSP8. The transcript is spliced from 6 exons. The record is from RefSeq and is a predicted model, not a curated record. NCBI's taxonomy places the organism in Eukaryota, Viridiplantae, Streptophyta, Magnoliopsida, Brassicales, Cleomaceae. Gene Ontology annotation, biological process: protein dephosphorylation. Gene Ontology annotation, molecular function: protein tyrosine/serine/threonine phosphatase activity; phosphatidylinositol-4,5-bisphosphate 5-phosphatase activity. Bases 491 to 1510 code for a protein of 339 amino acids.
UCAAAACCCUCCAGAAAAGUUUGUUAGAAGAAAAAAAAAAACAUAAGGUGGAGUGGAAUUCAGGCAAAUCGAAAUUCUUCUUCCACAAUUUCAGAAGCUGAUACACGCUCUAGGGUUUUCUUCCGAUUUAUUUCUCUCCCAUUGAAGGUUGAAUCCAUCGGUUCUCGGUGACUGUUCUCCGUCUCGCCGUCGCUGCCUGGUCGGGUCUUUUUCCGGCGAGAUAUGGUGGUGAUCUCCCUGAAAGUUUUGAAUCCCGCUAUUCUCCGGUUGUUGCCCCUUGAUUUUGCUGCAAUUUCGAUUUCCUGUAGAUUUUCUUGGCUUUGUCUGCGGUUCAUGUAAGAUUGUUAGGGCUUUAUGACCCGGUUCCGUCGAUUAUUAUCGUGAAUAAUCCUGUCUGUGUAUGUGCGCUUGUAUAGAAAGCUGGUGAAUAGGGUUUGGAUUGGGAAGUAGGUUGUUGGUGUGGUUGAACAGUAGAUACUCUGUUGAGGAUAUGUAUAUCGAAGAACUGAAAGAAAGAGAAGAGGAGAAGGGGAAGAGGUCGGUUAGCGAGGUUAAAAAUGACAAUAGGGUUGUAGAGGGAGAUAAGGCGGUUUUGUUGAGAGGAGGAAGCGUGAUCGUUCUGUCGACGAAGAGGGUGUUGGUUGGUGUAGGAGCUCGUGCACUGUUCUAUCCAACUCUGAUUUACAAUGUGUUUAGGAAUAAGCUCGAGUCUGAGUUCCGGUGGUGGGACAGGGUUGCCGAGUUUAUAUUGUUGGGAGCGGUUCCGUUCCCCUCUGAUGUGCCACGGCUUAAGGAGCUCGGUGUUUGUGGGGUGGUCACGCUGAAUGAACCAUAUGAAACUUUGGUUCCAACGUCUCUGUACAAAUCUCACUCCAUUGACCACUUGGUGAUUCCCACAAGAGACUAUUGCUUUGCUCCUUCCAUGGAGGCCAUAUGCAAAGCUGUAGAUUUCAUUCACAGAAAUGCUUUGGCUGGAAAAACGACUUAUGUUCACUGCAAGGCAGGUCGGGGCCGCAGCACGACUAUUGUCAUGUGUUACCUGGUACAGCACAAGCACAUGACACCUGAAGCUGCAUAUGCGUAUGUGAGAUCCAUCAGGCCAAGAGUCCUUCUAGCAGCCUCCCAAUGGAAGGCUGUUGUUGAGUACUGCAGUCUCAGGGUGCCAAAAUCUCAGAAACCCUCUAAGGGUUCAGACACCGGUUUGAUAUCGAGAAGCGUGAAAGAGGUUCCUCGGGAUGUAAUGGUGUUUGAUGAUGAUGGGUCGGUGGUGGUGGUGACUGAGUCUGAUCUAGAGGGUUUUGAUCCAACGGUUUCUAUGUUGGGGAAUGAGAUAUGGGCUGCUGCUGCUGUGGGGGAUAUGAGCCUUUUCUAUCGUAUGAAAGUUGCUGGGCAGAUGACGCUGGCUAGGAUUUCAUGCUCGUGGAUGCGUCACCGCACAGAUCAGAAAAUUACUGUGGAGAAUAGGGGAGAUUCCUUUGGAGGCAUAAGCGUCGACAUUUCCGUCUACUGAUGAAUGAUGAUGAUGAUGAUGUUGAUGGUGAAACAGAGACAAGACAGUGAGACUUGGCGAUGGGUUUCAUUUCCAUGUAAUUUCUACUGGCCGUAAUUUGUCUAUUUCACCGCUUCAUAUACUUUGCACGGCCCUCUUCUAUUCAAGGACAAGAUAAUAGAAAGCUAGCCCACCCAAUGUCUCAGUAUAAUUGGUCUUCAUAAACUUCAGACUUUAUUUUAGGCCCAACAUGUAUUUCCAUGUAUCCUCCAUUAGAUAAAUCCAAUCUGGGUUGGACA